CUUGUGAAACACGAGUAUCGACGAAACAAGUAAAUAUAGUAGAAUUGUGAUAAGAUAGCAAAAUAUACGCAGGUCUGAAGUAUACAUGGAUAUUAGUUUACACAAUUGAACAUGUGGUAGCAGAAAUAUACACGUUGCAGUUGAUGUAUAUUUCACAGCAGCAAACUUAUUUUCACAAAUAUUUUUUUUUUGAAUAUUUGUUGACCGUGAAAUUUCUUUGAGUGCCUGACCAGGAGAUUUAAACUUUUCACGUUGACUUUAUUCUUUUCUGGAAAAUUUAUAGAAGUGUCUAUCGAUAAUCUGUGGGAAAGUGGGGUGUGUGUGCGAUGUCCCUCCCUCAAUUCGGAUACAACUACCCUAACACAACUUUGUCUUCUCCGUCACAGAUUCUAAUGUCGACCCCCACCACUUCUACGCUAUCCUCCGUAACCACGUCCUGCUGUGAGAAUGGACGUCCCAUAAUGACCGACCCCCACACCGGACAGACGGUAUGCUCCUGUCAAUAUGGAUCCGGGCUCCUCAGUGCCUACUCCCGGGUCCCCUCCCUCACCGAUUCAGUCUACAGUGCCGGACCCUACGGUUCACAGAGCUACAUGCCCCUGGGGACGGACCCUUCAGCGUUUUAUUCCCCACUGAAUUCUCCAUAUGACCUCAAGGACGGUUCGGAUGCUGCUUGGCGGAGCCUUUCUCAGCCGUCUGCCUGUUAUCCUUAUGAUCCCGCCAUGGCGGCAUAUCCUUACGGAAAUGCUUAUGGCGGAAUGGAUCUGAACGGAGCCGCCAGACGAAAGAACGCCACAAGAGAGACAACAAAUACGUUAAAAGCUUGGCUCUAUGAGCACCGAAAAAACCCUUACCCCACAAAGGGGGAGAAAAUAAUGCUGGCCAUUAUCACCAAAAUGACGUUAACCCAAGUCAGUACCUGGUUCGCAAAUGCUAGACGACGACUUAAAAAAGAGAAUAAAAUGACUUGGUCUCCAAGAAACCGAUGUGGGGAUGGUGACGAUGAAAACAGCAAUGACAAAGCCGACGACGAUGACGAAGAUGAGAAAAGAAAGACAGACGAAAAUAGCAACGAUCCCAUAAAACCUAAUGAAGAAAAGGACAGUUUUGAUAUUUUGAAAGUGAAAAAUGACCAGGAUGCAGUUAUUGAGGAUAAUUCAGUCUUUGGCGAUAAAAAUAGCAUGAUGAGCACACUGACACCUAUUGGGGUAGUAGACAGUAUGCCAGCCCCCUCGAUGUCUACCACAGAGCUUAAACCACCAAUAAUGGACCAUAAACGUCUAGAAUCCCCGUGUUCUAACAGCAGUGACUCUGGUCUCAGUGACAUAAACACUUCUCUAACCUUGAAUGCUUCCAAUAUGGAUGGAGGUGAUGGUCUAAGACCCCGGAUAUGGUCUCUUGCGCAUGUUGCGACCUCUAAUACUGGAUGCACAAAUACUACCUCCCAAGUAUCGAACGGAAAAGACCAAAACCUUCCUUUAAAUUUCUCAAAAUUAGGUUCCCCUUCUAUGCCAUCUUCUGCAUCGACUAUGAGACCAUGGAUGGACAAUACGUUUUCUAUAGGUUCGUCAAUGUUUUCUACAAGUUCUUCUCCAGGUUACACUAACCUCAGUGCCAACAAUGGGGGUGGAAUGCUUGAUAAAAGUUCGCCUUUGUCUGGACUAUCUGGAUCCGGAUUUAACGGACUUUCAUCCGCCGGAAGUUCUCCGAUUCUUCGUCCCUAUCCCUCACUAUCAAACCUAUACUCACCGGCCCGUGACGUUGGAACAAGGGGUAACGAAAGACUGACAAACCCAAUUGGGUAAUUAGAAUUUUGUUUAUCUACGACUUUCAAAUGUAUAGCAAAAUUUCAAGAUGUUUGUAUAAAGAUGUACAACGAACUUUAGAAAGAACAUGCACAUUGAUUCAUUUUAUUCAUUUAUCAGAAAGUGUAGUUACUGUAUUUCUUAUGAAAAGAACUAACAUUGAUUUUUAUUACUCAAGAUGUAAUUUAUUAUGUUGGAUUACUUAUAA
Messenger RNA from Saccostrea echinata, 2013 nucleotides. RefSeq names its product Iroquois homeobox protein 6a-like. The record is from RefSeq and is a predicted model, not a curated record. Gene Ontology annotation, molecular function: RNA polymerase II cis-regulatory region sequence-specific DNA binding; DNA-binding transcription factor activity, RNA polymerase II-specific. Lineage: Eukaryota; Metazoa; Mollusca; Bivalvia; Ostreida; Ostreidae. The transcript is spliced from 5 exons. Bases 327 to 1805 code for a protein of 492 amino acids. Gene Ontology annotation, cellular component: nucleus. Gene Ontology annotation, biological process: cell development; regulation of transcription by RNA polymerase II; neuron differentiation.